UGCACCAAUGGGGGAAAACUCCCAGCCUUCACAGAAAUGUAUCCAAAAAACCCAGCCUUCACACACUAUUGCUCCAUGUGAGACCUGUUUACAAUAACCUCUCUAACACUGAAUGUCUAGUGGUUGGUACUAAAUGGCUCAUGGGCUGUAUACAAUUAGAUUAAGUGGAAAGACUGUUUUAUGGAGCAGCAGCAUCCCCUGUAUAGGGAAGGGGGUUGGGGAUCGUUGCAGAAUGGAUCUGGGGAGAUGUCGGUGCAAAGCACGAGUGAGUGGGGACUUGUAACAACAGCUGGGUCCUACGUAGAUCAAAUGGGCGGGGGAUUAUGAGUGGCAUUUGCCAGUGUCACACAUUUGUUCAGUGAACGUACAUGUCUCGAUAUUGUACAAUUAUUUCCUACGUUAUUCUCUAUUUUUAUUGUAGGCCGAACGUGCUGUCGCUGCGUAUAGGGACUUGGUUACAGUGUUCAGUUUGUGCGUGCAUUUUUGUCGGCCUUGAGAUAUUAAUUUAGUGUCAGAUGCGGUAAAUUGAUGCAUCUGUCACAUUCGAAUGGUUCAUUGCAGAAUGUCGGAGCCAGGUGCGCCCGAGGCUUUCCUAGUGAAUGAUAAGGGUCGCUGAAUGGGUUACGGUUUGGGAGGCUGCGCUGUUCGAGAUUUCUUGAUCAUAUGAGGCAUGCUUCCGGGCGAGCGGUCAGAGACGUUACAGAGCGCACGGUGAACAGCCACAACGAUAGACCGAGCAUCGAUGCUUCGUGCAGUCAGGAUGGAGGAGUUUGUUACGGAGGAAGAUGAGCCAUGGUACGACCAACGCGAUUUGGAGCAGGACCUGCACCUGGCAGCUGAGCUGGGGAAGACCCUUUUGGAGCGCAACAAGGAGCUGGAGGACUCCCUACAACAGAUGUACAUAAACAAUGAGGAACAGGUGCAGGAGAUGGAGUACCUGUCCAAGCAGCUGGAGAUGCUGAGGGAGAUGAACGAGCAGCAUGCCAAGGUCUACGAACAGCUAGACGUGACGGCCAGAGAGCUGGAGAUCACCAAUGAGAAACUGGUUAUAGAGAGCAAGGCCUCGCAGCAGAAGGUAGACAGGUUGACGGGUACCAUGGAGACACUGCAGGCUCAGGUGGAUACCAUGACAGCUCGUGUGGAGGAACUACGUACACUAGAGGAGCUGAGGAACCACAGAGAGGAGCGGGAGCGACGCAAGACUGUCCACUCCUUCCCCUGCCUUAAAGAACUCUGCACUGCACCAAAAUAUGAGGAUGGCUUUCUGGUGGCCAACCCCGGCAGUGUGGACCUGGUGUCUGAGCGUGAGCGCCGGCCGCUGGACGAGGAGAACGAGCGUCUAAAAGGUGUGGUCUCCUCCCUGAGGUCCGCCAUGGUGGCAGAACGGGGCCGGAGGGAGGGGGCAGAGAGGGAGUGCACAGCUGUGCUGCAGGAGUUUGAGCUUAUGGAACAACGCCUCCUGGGUGCUGAGGGCUGCCAGCUGCGAGUGCAGGAGCUGGAGGCGGAGCUUCAGGAGAUGCAGCAGCUGAGGAGGUCCCGGGUCUGUCUGUUGGAUGAGGGUCUGGAGCAGACCCUGCUCAACAAUGCCCCCGAGACCGACACACCCGAGGAGGGACCGGGGAAAAAGGAGGGAGGGGAGGGGACGGGGGAGUCCGGGGGGACAGGAGGAGGGGGGCAGCAGGGAGGCCCAGUGAGGAAGAGCUGCAGCGACACGGCGCUCAACGCCAUCUCGGCCUGCGACGCCUCUGGCAGGCGUCAGGGCAGCUACGCAAUCCACGCCAACGGCGUGCGCAAGCGGGGCAUGUCCAUCCUGAGGGAAGUGGACGAGCAGUACCACGCCCUGCUGGAGAAAUACGAGGAGCUGCUGGGGAAGUGCCGGCGCCACGAGGAGGGCAUGUGCCACGCGGGGGUGCAGACGUCACGCCCUGUCUCCAGAGACCCCUCCAUGAAGGACUACAGCUUGGCCACCCCCAGCCCCUCAGCCAUGGCUGCUGCACCCCCCACCCCGCCCCAGACACCCUCCACUCCAGAGGCCCUGGAGGGCAUCAGCCGGCAGGUAGACCAGGUGGACAAGAGGCUGGGCCAGAACACCCCAGAGUACAAGGCCCUGUUCAAAGAGAUCUUCUCCCGCCUGCAGAAGACCAAGAGUGAAGUGAACUCCACCAAGGGAGUCCCCAAGGGUAGAAAGUCCCCACGGGUUGGAAGUCCUAAGGGAAGAAAGUCCAAAGACAAAUGAGCUGCUUUCGUGAUACUAGUGAACAUGCACUGAAAACAAUGGGUACAAAAGCCACAGAUUUUCUUUCUGAAUUAGUUUCUCUUUGUUUGACCGUGUUUGUUGAAAUGGGUCACUUGAUGACAGGUUACCUGUACUUCUGCACUGGGGAAAUGAUACCAUCUACUGUGGAUGAUCCCUCAGCUGUUUUAUCCAUCUCUCUGGACACUGACACGUUUUAUCCAUCUCUCUGGACACUGACACGUUUUAUCCAUCUCUCUGGACACUGACACGUUUUAUCCAUCUCUCUGGACACUGACACGUUUUAUCCAUCUCUCUGGACACUGACACGUUUUAUCCAUCUCUCUGGACACUGACACGUUUCAUCCAUCUCUCUGGACACUGACACGUUUUAUCUAUCUCUCUGGACACUGACACGUUUUAUCCAUCUCUCUGGACACUGACACGUUUUAUCCAUCUCUCUGGACACUGACACGUUAUAUCCAUCUCUCUGGACACUGACACGUUUUAUCCAUCUCUCUGGACACUGACACGUUUUAUCCAUCUCUCUGGGCACUGACACGUUUCAUCCAUCUCUCUGGGUACUGACACGUUUUAUCCAUCUCUCUGGACACUGACACGUUUCAUCCAUCUCUCUGGGUACUGACACGUUUCACCCAUCUCUCUGGACACUGACACGUUUCAUCCAUCUCUCUGGACACUGACACGUUUUAUCCAUCUCUCUGGACACUGACACGUUUCAUCCAUCUCUCUGGACACUGACACGUUUCAUCCAUCUCUCUGGACACUGACACGUUUUAUCCAUCUCUCUGGACACUGACACGUUUCAUCCAUCUCUCUGGACACUGACACGUUUCAUCCAUCUCUCUGGACACUGACACGUUUUAUCCAUCUCUCUGGACACUGACACGUUUUAUCCAUCUCUCUGGACACUGACACGUUUUAUCCAUCUCUCUGGACACUGACACGUUUUAUCCAUCUCUCUGGACACUGACACGUUUCAUCCAUCUCUCUGGACACUGACACAUUUUAUCCAUCUCUCUGGACACUGACACGUUUUAUCCAUCUCUCUGGACACUGACACGUUUCAUCCAUCUCUCUGGACACUGACACGUUUUAUCCAUCUCUCUGGACACUGACACGUUUCAUCCAUCUCUCUGGACACUGACACGUUUUAUCCAUCUCUCUGGACACUGACACGUUUCACCCAUCCCAAUAUGAAUGAAUUGUACAGCUGAUGACAUUAAUCAUCUGGGUAGAUGAAAUGCCUUGAUUCUUGACCUAAUUUAAGAUAAUUUGACAACCUAGUCGUGCACUAAAAUCUGUUUGCCCUGUCUUUGUUCAAGACAAUCCGGUACAAUAUUUAAAUGACUGGGCGUGUAUACUGAGACUGCACUAAUUCUAUUUAGAAUGUAUAAAUAAUUGCUAUUUAAUGUUUUUGAUGACUGACAAUGAAUAAUAUGUGCAGAGCGAUUCAUAAAAUGUUUUCAAAAACAA
Molecule: messenger RNA, 3730 nt
Organism: Oncorhynchus gorbuscha (pink salmon)
Lineage: Eukaryota; Metazoa; Chordata; Actinopteri; Salmoniformes; Salmonidae
Product: cerebellar degeneration-related protein 2-like
Exons: 5
Coding region: 743-2236 (497 amino acids)
Source: RefSeq, a predicted model, not a curated record